Phacochoerus africanus (Common warthog) is the source of this 2333-nucleotide messenger RNA. It is a transcript of the gene CCDC112, whose product is annotated as coiled-coil domain containing 112. Bases 170 to 1747 code for a protein of 525 amino acids. The transcript has 10 exons. Lineage: Eukaryota; Metazoa; Chordata; Mammalia; Artiodactyla; Suidae. The record is from RefSeq and is a predicted model, not a curated record.
CCUGCCCUCAGCCCCGCCCCGCCCUCAGCCCCGCCCCGCAUCUCGGCAGGGCUGUGUAUCCCCGAGGUCUCGCCGCCCUGGGAACUGUGCACGGAGCCAGCGUCUCCCCUCACCCGAACCCACUCAGACCUGGGGGGCCGCACGGGACCGGGCGGCUCGGCGUGGCAAGAUGGCCGCCUUGACAACGGUGGUGGUGGCGGCGGCGGCCACAGCCGUAGCCGGGGCUGUGGCGGGGGCGGGAGCAGCCGCAGGGACCGGCGUGGGAGCCGCCUCGGUGCCGCAACAGCAUGAUAGCAAUUUUGGUACUUCAGGUGGAAUUCGACCUUUUCAUCUUCAGAACUGGAAGCAGAAAGUUAGUCGGACUAAGAAAGCAGAAUUCAUACGCACAGCAGAAAGACUUAAAAAUCAAGUUAUUAACAUAGAAAAAGAUAAACGCAGUCAUUUCUACAACCAAAAAAGUGACUUCAGAAUUGAACAUAGUAUGCUGGAAGAAUUGGAAAAUAAAUUGAUUAACAGCAGGAAGACAGAAAGAGCAAAAAUCCAGCAACAGUUGGCCAAAAUACACAACAAUGUAAAGAAACUUCAACAUCAGUUAAAAGAUGUGAAGCCUACACCUGAUUUUGUUGAAAAGCUCAGAGAAAUGAUGGAAGAAAUUGAAAAUGCAAUUAACACUUUUAAGGAAGAGCAGAGAUUGAUAUAUGAAGAGCUUAUUAAAGAAGAGAAAACAACUAAUAAUGAGUUGAGUGCCAUAUCAAGAAAAAUUGACACAUGGGCUUUGGGUAAUUCAGAAACCGAGAAAGCUUUCAGAGCAAUGUCAAGCAAAGUUCCCAUAGACAGAGGAACACCAAGUACUCUUCCAGAAGAAGUGCUCGAUUUUGAAAAAUUCCUUCAGCAAACGGGAGGGCGACAAGGGGGCUGGGAUGACUAUGAUCACCAGCAUUUUAUGAAGGUGAGAAACAAGCAUAAAGGGAAGCCAACAUUUGUGGGAGAAGUUCUAGAACACCUUCCUGGAAGAACACAGGAUGAAGUUCAGCAGCACGAGAAAUGGUAUCAAAAAUUUCUGGCCCUAGAAGAAAGAAAAAAGGAGUCAAUUCAGAAUUGGAGAGCUAAAAAGCAGCAAAAAAAGGAGGACAUUUUUAAGUUGAAGGAAAAGGCAGAGAAUAUACCUGCGCUUUUUCAUAACAAACAGGAAGAUAAUCAAAAGCAAAAAGAAGCACAAAGAAAGAAACAGAAAUUGGCCAUUGAAGCUUGGAAAAAACAAAAAAGUGUAGAAAUGUCAAUGAAAUGUGCUUCCCAGUUGAAAGAAGAGGAAGAGAAAGAGAAAAAGCAGCAGAAAGAGCGCCAACGUCAGUGUAAACUAAAACUGCUGCUAGAAACGUAUACCCAGCAGAAGAAAGAACAGGAAGAAUUUUUGAAACUUGAAAAGGAGAUAAGGGAAAAGACAGAAAAGGCAGAAAAAAGGAAAACUGCUGCCGAUGAAAUUUCCAGGUUUCAAGAAAGAGAUUUACAUAAACUUGAAAUGAAAAUUCUAGACAGACAAUCAAAAGAAGAUGAAAAGGCAGAAAAACAAAGAAAACUGGCAAAAUUAAAAGAAAAGGUUGAAAACAAUGUCAGUAGAGAUCCUUCUAGGCUUUACAAACCUACCAAAGGUUGGGAAGAACGGACCAAAAAAAUAGGACCAACAGGCUCUGGGCCACUUCUGCAUCUCCCACAUAGGGCUAUUCCAACCUGGAGACAAGGAUUUUAGAAAAGGACAUAGGAUAAUGAAAUUGGCGUUCAGUUGAUGAGAAUAUUAGCAUAUUCAGUAAUAGGAAGAGAGAGUGACUAACCGUGUUCUUUAAAUAUCACUAGCCUAGUCAGAUUGAUUAUUGUGUUGUCUGUGAAUUGGCGAGUAUUAAGUUCCAUGUGGCAUUACCAUUAGUAUUUCCUGUUUAUACUAAGAGGGUAUUUAAUGUAAAAGUUGGCCUGUUAUUGUUGUAAAAAUUCUUUGAAUAAGUUUAUGUUAGAAACACUAUUUCCUUUAAAUACUUUUACUUAGAAAACAUUUCAGAGAUUCUUUGUUUUUGUCAUGGCACAGCAAAAUAAUUUGAGACAAUCAGAGUGACAUUUUUAAACCAAAAUUUUGUAACAUUUAUAAAUGGAGCCAAAUGAGCUUGAAUAACAAAAAUCUAAAGAGUUUUUUUUUUAAGUUAUGAAAUAAGUUAGUGCUUUUUCUAAGUUUAAGAGAUUGGUAGUUUGUCGAAACAUUUUUGUGUAACAAACAUUUUGUAUUGUUUGAAGCAUGCUUUGUUUUAUAUAGAGAAUAUUUAUUUUAAAACUAUGCCUCUUACCUC